AUGAGUCUAAGGGCCAAAGGCGCGGCUGAAGGGUCAGGUUUCAUUGGAAUUAGAUUUUGUCAAGAGUGCAAUAACAUGUUAUAUCCUCGAGAAGACAAGGAGAACAAGAUAUUGCUGUAUGCUUGCCGAAACUGUGAUUACAAGAUGCGAGCAGAAAAUAAUUGCAUUUACGUAAAUAAGCUCAUGCACGAGAUCGACGAACUGCGUCACAUUAAUCCAGAAGUUGUACAGGACCCGACACUGCCUCGCACUGACGACCAUCCUUGCCCUCGAUGUAAUACACGUGAGGCAGUAUUCUUUCAAGCACAAACCAGGAGAGCUGAAGAUGAGAUGAGACUGUAUUAUGUGUGUUGCAACACUGAGUGUACACACCGCUGGACGGAGUGAAUUUCUGAUUCUUUAGGAUUAUUCAUUUUGCACACAGCUUUCUUGGUGAAUAAACUAAUUAAUUAUAGGAUAUGCAGUUUCUACUCUAUUUGGAAGAGUAAUAUAGUUUGAUUUAAUUUAUGGAUUUUUUGCCAUGGUAGAUUAUGUAUAGCUGUAGGACCAUAACUUCUGAUUGGAAAAAUUGCCAAGGAGCUUC
Molecule: messenger RNA, 583 nt
Organism: Procambarus clarkii (red swamp crayfish)
Lineage: Eukaryota; Metazoa; Arthropoda; Malacostraca; Decapoda; Cambaridae
Product: DNA-directed RNA polymerase II subunit RPB9-like
Biological process (GO): DNA-templated transcription; maintenance of transcriptional fidelity during transcription elongation by RNA polymerase II; transcription initiation at RNA polymerase II promoter
Cellular component (GO): RNA polymerase II, core complex
Molecular function (GO): nucleic acid binding; DNA-directed RNA polymerase activity; zinc ion binding
Source: RefSeq, a predicted model, not a curated record